UUAAGAUAACAACCAAAAAAACGUGAAAAUACGCGAUUAUAAAAACAAAAACAUACAUAUUUCUAAUUUGUAAAAAAUACUUUCUUACGUUGUUUCUGUUCCAAUCUCAAACUUUGUCUACACACGGCACAGAUAACUAACGGAAGUUUGAUAAAAGAAAGAAAGGAUGGGAUUCUAUUUUUAAAGCCACGCACUUAGGUGGCGACUGCAAGGCUGAAGAAUGUGACAGGCGUCAACGGCAAGAUGUCUAGUGGCGAGCGAGAGGGGUGGAGAUAAAGCAGACAAAUAACAAAAGCGCGCUUCAAGCGAUCACGCCGUAAAUUCCUCAAAAAUACCUCGUUAUAGCCGUGUUCUCGCUAUUACCGUGCUCGCUAUAACGAGAUUCUACUAUCAUGUUUUUCUGACUUAACACAGUUAGUAAGGUAUCUUUUUUCUAUCCAGAGUGCAGAGCAUACAUUAUUAUUGCCCUUUUGUCAGACAGUUAGGUAAGAUACAAGGUUUUCUAACUGAUAAUGCAAUACAUAUAUUGACGUCCCUCGGCUUGAGGCCCCCGGUUCCCUGCUUGCGUGAAUGUCCAGUUAUGCCCGUACUGCUCUGCGGAGAGUGGGUCCAGGCCAACGUGGCCGGGACCGGGAACUGCGGGACCUGGAGGGAGGAGUUAGGUGGAGAGGAAUAUUGGUAAAUUGUUCCAAUAACGAUUCGGUGUUGACGGUUUUCACAAGCCCCUUUUAUUAACGAUUUAUGACCCUGCCGCAGCCUGGCGAAACCACCGCGGAACCAACUCCCUUCCCACGGCGACCCAGACUCACGUAACACCGUAAGGUCCGCUAUGACGUCCCGGCACAGAUUGAGGCUGCUUACACGUAAUACUAGUCCCGUUAAGGGUCCUUUGGGCGUAUGGUCUCCGCGAGAAGAGCUCUCCAUGCCACGUGUUCGAGCAGUCCGGGAGGCGUGGUGUAGGGUCGGGGGCGUGGUCUACCCUAGUGACGCACCUAAAGAAUGUUGCACAUGGGGCGGUAACUCAAUGGGAGGGGAGUGAACAAUGUUGUUAGUCCUGUGCACACCCGCCAGAGUGCAGUUGCUGUAGUUACCAUUUGUGUUUUUUGGCGGGAGGGGGGUAAAAUUAAAAAUGGCUACUUAAAUGAGUGUAAACACGUGUGGUUAUUGUGAAAAUUGAUUGUUCCUGUUCACGUUGUGACCAUUUAUGGUGAAAAUGACUAGAAAAAAGCCAUGCUGUGUUCCUGGAUGUCGAGAUACAACAUCUAUCCGGCAUCGCUUGCCAAAAAAUGACGAUGUUUCGUAUAAGAUAUGGCUGGAAAGAAUAAACAACCCUAGGCUUUUGUCGCUGGAUAAGGAACGUGUUUAUAAAACAUACGUCGUGUGUGAACGUCACUUUAUAGAUGACUGCAAAAAUCUUGGUUCGAAGCAUUUAAAGAUCUAUUCGCUUCCAUCAUUGCAUUUACCAAAUUUCACAGAAGUAGGUACCGUAAAUAACUCCUUUGGAUAUCCACGAAAAGGUAGUUAUAAUGGAAAACCAAGCUGUGAAAAAGAUAUUUCAGAAUUACCAUGUAUGGCAAGAGCGGACACAUUACAAAAAGCAUCAAAUGAACAUAAUUCACAAAUUCAAGCUAUGGAUGUUGAUCCUGGUAUUGAAGACAACAUUGAUUCAUGUUCCUUCAUUGAAAAGCAAGGACAGGAGACAGCCACAAAUACUAUGGACAUCAGUUUUUUCGAAAGCGAUGGAGUGUGGCCCCUUGACACAGUAGAUCUUCAAAUGAAUGAAGAAACAGGAAACCAAAUGGCAGAUGCAACAAUAAGGAAUGAGCAUUCUGGUUCACGUCUAAAAAAUAGAAACAAUUCUUUGCUUAAAAAAACUGGAACAACACGGCAGAUGAAACUCACUCCCAAAGCACAGAAGCUUUAUUCUGAAGCAACUAAAUUGCUCCGACAGAAAAGAUGUCUCUCCCUGCGAGUAAAGCAAUAUAAAACAAGAGUAAAGUUAGCAGAAAAAUUUUCUGAAAGUAGUUUUUUUGAUAACUUAAUAAAUAAAGUUGACUUAGUUACAUAUAACUUCAUUAUGUCUCAAAUCAGAACACAAAAGCACAAACCUAAGGGUAGGCGCUUCACAUUAAAUGAUAAGAUAUUUGCUCUCUCUGUCCUGAAACAAAGUCCCAAAGGGUAUAAGUUGCUGUCUAAAUAUUUUUCUCUGCCUUCAAAAAGACUAUUAAAUAAUCUCCUGCAAAAGCUUGACUUCAAGCCUGGUAUCAACAUGCGUGUCAUGGCACAUUUAAAGGAAACUGUGACCAAGUUGAAUCAGAAAGACAGGUACUGUUGUCUCAUGUUUGAUGAAAUGAGCCUUCAUCCCAAUAUUCAAUAUGGUGAAAGUGUUGACAGGAUAGAGGGGUUUCAGGAUCUAGGGAAUGGAAAACAGAAACCAACGUUUGCUGAUCAUGCUUUGGUUUUUAUGGUGCGUGGUAUCAGAAGAAGGUGGAAGCAACCAGUUGCAUACAUGUUUACCAACAGCACUUUUAAGGCCCCACAGCUUGUACAAUGCAUUAAAAACGUGAUCAGUACCUUGCAAGAGACAGGCCUGAAGGUAGUCGCCACAAUCUGUGACCAGUCAUCUACAAAUACUGCCGCUGUAAACUCACUUUUACGACAGACCCAGGAAACUUAUCUAAGGGCAGAAGUUGAAAACCGUAACAUGGGAUUUGUCAUCAAUGGACAAGAAAUUGUACCAUUAUAUGACCCGCCCCAUCUCCUUAAAGGUAUACGUAAUAAUUUGUUAAGUAAAUGUCUUCAAUUUAGGUUGAAUGGCUCCGCAAAAAAAGCUUGCUGGAAACAUAUUGAACAGUUCUAUGAAUUGGACAGCAGAAGUGGUGAAACAGAAUUUCGAGCCUGUCCUAAGCUCACAGAUGAACAUAUUAUCCCUCACAAAAUAAAAAAAAUGAAAGUGAGCUGUUGCAGUCAAGUGUUUAGUCAACGCUUGUCUGCUACUAUGCGGAUGGCCUGUCAGUGGGGUAAACCAGGAGAAACUCUUGACAAAGAUGCUGUUGAUACAGCAGAUCUAUUGUUGUUUAUGGACAGACUGUUUGAUAGUGUCAAUGGGACAAUGCUGAAACCUCAACCAGGAAAACCUCUUCGCUCUGCUGUAACCAGUCAAUCUCCACACGUGGAAUUUUGGAAGGAAGCUGUUGAAGUCCUGUCAACGUUUCGGUUUGUUAAUGAACAGACAAAGAAAGAGGAAACACCACCAUCAGUCAAAAAUUGGAUAGUGACUCUGAAAGGACUUAAAUACCUUUGGGAAAAACUUCGAAAUGUUGGCUUCAAGUUUUUGGCAAACCGUAAUUUCAAUCAGGAUCCAUUGGAAAACCUUUUUGGUACCAUCCGCAGCCAUGGCAUCAGGAAUGUUAACCCCACAUGUUCCAACUUCAAAACUUCACUGAAAAGCAUUUUGCUGAAUAACUUUGUGUCCAUUCAUUCUGUGAACGCAAAUUGCGAAGAAGAUGACAGUGUAGGAGCUUUGAAUUCAUUGAAGAACCUUCUGUGUGCACACCAAGAAGAAACUACAGAAGCACGUUCUGAGUCACCAUCUCAAGAACAUUCUAUAUUUGAUGACAAAAUCUCAAAAGAGUGUACACCGAUUUCUCAUUUGUGUAACUCAACAAAUGUAUAUGUCAGUGGUUAUAUUGCUAGGACAGUUCUAAAAAAAAUCAAAGGUUGUAAAACUUGUAGAGAAAUUUUAUGUACAGAUACUUCUUCACCUAAUGAUGACAUUAUCACUGCACGGUCGUACAACCCUAAAUCACUGUCUCGCCCUAACUCAUUUUUCACAGACAUUUGCAAAACUCUUUUCAGAGCAGUUGAUACAAAUUUACCACAUAUUUGCCAUGAGAAUGAUAUUAAGACAAGGAUUUUUAGAAAAGUGAUGUUGAAAACAGAAUUCCUUUCUAAGUGUAGUAUUCAUAAUUUACACUCAUGUGUCUGUGAUACAGUGAUAAAAUUUUGUAUUCAUUCUUGGUGCAAUACUGUUAAUAGAAUUUUGACUGGAAAGUAUGCUGCUCCCAAACUUAAAGAUCCUAUAAAAAAUUUGGCACGUGUGAAAUUUUUGAAAUCACGACACAAAAAAUAAAUAGUGAUGUGACCCUCGCUCACUCAUUAAUGGUUACUGGGUACUUAUAAGUUACGUACUUCAGAAUGACAAUGUGUUGUGACUUGGUAUUUGUUGAUAUUGAGUCUGUCAUUGAAUGCAGAAUGUCGGAAUGAGAGUCUGUUGUGACUGCUGUAUUUGUGUGUAGAAAUGUUGAAAUGUGUCAUGUGGUAUAAAAUACAGCAAUAUAGUUAGUUAUUUUUAAUGUAUUAAAGUGACUUUUUCCAUACUGUCAAUUUAUUAUAAGAGUAUUUUCUUUAUUCAUUAUGUAUAAUGUAUUUUUAAUGACAGAUGGACACAUAUCUAAAUAAUGGCUAGAAACUAUAUGUUAAAAGCUCAUCCUAGCUUAUGUUGCUAAUUCAUGUAAAUAGGAUGGAUGAUUGUAUAGUGAACUUAACAAUUGAUUUUAAAAUACUGCUGUGUAAUACAGGUCUUUAUAAAAUAUAUGACAAUAGUUGUGUUCUGCAUGGAUUUAUAGUAAAUUUUUAUACAGUUGUACCUAAAUUCAGGAUAACAUUAUUUGUACGAUAUAUUUCUAAUUGUUUGUGACUAUGAUGGGCCAGUGGCCUGAGCGUUUGCCUCAUGCCAAGGGAAUCCCAGUUGCAAUCCCUAGUGGGAUGAUCCUGUAUUUUGGCAUGUGAUGCUAGUCCACACAUUUUCAGGACUCUCAUUUUCCCUGCUAUAGCGUCCCACUCUUAGAUUUCAUUGUGGAGUUACAUGGGCUUACACUUGCCUAGUCUUUAAAAGGUACAAGCAAAAGUGAACCCGGCCAUUCAUAUAGACCGAAGGUCACUCUGUUUGUAAAUGUAUGUUUUUAUCUUGGCUAUAUUAGGUUCUGUCUACAAGGGAAUUGAAAAGAUAACAGCUAGGUGGGACAAGAUUUUACAGGAUUGACUUGUGUAUUAAAAAAAAUUAAUAUGUAUUGGUUUUCAAUUACCUUAAUUAAUAAUGCUUGAAAUAUAAUGUUAAUAUUGUAUAGUAAAAUUAUUAAUAAAAAUAAAUUUUUCUUACAGAA
Bacillus rossius redtenbacheri is the source of this 5165-nucleotide messenger RNA. Its product is annotated as EEF1A lysine methyltransferase 2. The transcript is spliced from 4 exons. The record is from RefSeq and is a predicted model, not a curated record. Gene Ontology annotation, cellular component: cytoplasm. Bases 1205 to 4132 code for a protein of 975 amino acids. Lineage: Eukaryota; Metazoa; Arthropoda; Insecta; Phasmatodea; Bacillidae. Gene Ontology annotation, molecular function: protein-lysine N-methyltransferase activity.